GUAGAAGCACAGAAAUACAACACAACUUAGAACUCUAAGCUAAGUAAAGUCCACUGGUGUCCACUAUUACCAAUCGGCAUUAGAAUCUAUAUAGCACCCCAACUAGUGCGAAAAUAUUCAUCAAUCAUGAUAGUACAAUCUUUACGGUCCGCAUAAUCCAUGAUAAAUAAUGGUGGAGAGGUGCGCACGCGCAUUGUGGGACACAGACGCAAUGGGUACAGCUCUGAAAGCGGCCGCGAUCGCGGUGGCCGCGCUGGCCGUCGUGGGAGGCAUCGCAAUCGGUAUAACAUUCGCGGUGCUGUCUACGCAGACGACUGCGCCGGCGCCGCCUGAACUUCUGCCCCUCGACUGGUGGAAACACUGCGUACUUUACCAAAUCUACCCAAGAUCUUUUAAGGACAGCGAUGGAGAUGGAAUCGGUGAUUUGAAAGGAAUUAUCAGUGAGUUGGAACAUUUCGUGGACGCCGGUGUUGAUGCUAUUUGGAUGUCACCGAUCUUUGAAUCGCCAAUGGUCGAUUUCGGAUACGAUAUAAGCAAUUUUUAUAAAAUCCACUACGAAUAUGGAACCAUGGAAGAUUUUGAGGAAUUACUUAAAAAAGCUCAUGAGUUAGGUAUAAAAGUAUUGUUGGAUUUUGUUCCCAAUCAUGCGAGCACUGAAUCAGAGUAUUUCAUCAAUUCUGAGAAGAAAGUGCCUGGAUAUGAAGAUUAUUUCGUAUGGGCUGACUCGCCGGGACCGGAUCCUAACAAUGCCAGUGUUAUGCGCCCACCUUCCAAUUGGGUUAGCCAGUUCGGAGGAUCUGCAUGGGAAUGGAGCGAGGCACGUCAACAGUUCUACCUCCACCAGUUUGCUAUCCAACAAGCCGACUUCAACUUUAGGAAUCCUGUGGUCAGACAAGAAAUGUUCAACAUCAUGGAAUUCUGGCUGGACAAAGGCGCUGACGGAUUCAGGGUCGAUGCUCUGCCAUACCUUAUAGAAGCCGACCCCGCCGACCACAACGGCAGCUACCCCGAUGACCCACUAAGUGGUAUAAUUCAUUUCGAACCGCACCAGUUGGGCUACACGAUCCCAAUCUACACCAAAGACCUGAUUGAGCUGUAUGAUGUCGUUUAUGAAUGGAGAGAAUUCAUCGACAAAUAUCUCGAGGACAAUCCUGGCGUUACUAGAGUGCUGUUCUCAGAAGGUUACGCAAAUGUAACAAUGACAAUGUUGUACUACGGGAACGAAGAGGGCGCUAUCGGCGCGCACUUUCCCUUCAACUUCGACUUCAUCACGGACCUAUCAGCGAGAUCAAAUGCCAGAGACUUUGUGUAUAUCAUUCUUAGAUGGCUGACAUACAUGCCCUAUGGUGGUGUGCCAAACUGGGUGUUUGGCAACCACGAUAACAACCGGAUGCCGACUCGAUUCCGCCACAACAUGGUAGACGGCCUGAAUUCCCUCAAUAUGCUGCUCCCCGGUGUAGCAGUUACGUAUCAAGGCGAAGAGAUAGGGAUGAGGGACGGUUACGUCAGCUGGGAGGACACUGUUGAUGUAGAGGCCUGCAACAGAGGAGACGAAGACACCUACCAUCUUUACUCCAGAGAUCCUGCUAGAACCCCAUACCACUGGAACAACGGUACGAACGCCGGAUUCUCAACGGGGGAGAGAACGUGGCUACCAGUUGCCGAAGAUUUCAAAGAAAUCAAUCUAGCGAAACAAAAAGAAGAUGCUCGAAGUCAUUUUAAGGUAUACCAAGCUCUGACAGCUCUGCGCAAGGAGAAGACCCUGGCGUACGGCGAGUAUGACAUUAGAGCCCUAUCAGACAGCACGCUGUACUUAGUGAGGAGCCUGCCUACACACCACACUUUUGUCUUGCUGUUUAACGUGGCUGACGCGGCUGACACAGUGCGAUUGGACCGUGUACCGCAUCUCAAGCUUCCUGCGACUGUAUCUGUAUCUAGUAUACAUUCGAACAGACUUGUCGGGGAUACUAUAUCGGGCGAGGAGGUGACGCUGCAAGCGGGAGAGGCGCUCGUGUUGAGAUCAGACCCAGUUUAAUAAGCGCCUUUACGUUUGGUCAUAGUGAAUGUUGUACAUAUGAUGUAAAAUGAUUUAUUUAUAAUUUUUUAUAAGUGAUAAUUUAAUCUUAAUGUUGAUAUGUGAAAAAUAGUAUUAUCAUAAUAAACCGCUUUUUUAAU
Papilio polytes (common Mormon) is the source of this 2175-nucleotide messenger RNA. RefSeq names its product maltase A1-like. NCBI's taxonomy places the organism in Eukaryota, Metazoa, Arthropoda, Insecta, Lepidoptera, Papilionidae. The record is from RefSeq and is a predicted model, not a curated record. Gene Ontology annotation, biological process: carbohydrate metabolic process. The transcript is spliced from 9 exons. Bases 170 to 2035 code for a protein of 621 amino acids.